Messenger RNA from Acanthosepion pharaonis, 855 nucleotides. The record is from the annotation of a GenBank genome assembly. Lineage: Eukaryota; Metazoa; Mollusca; Cephalopoda; Sepiida; Sepiidae.
AUGUUUCUUCUCUUUCAGGUAAUUCAGAUUUUCUUUCCUCAUUCAUUACAACUUCAUCCUCAAGAAUUUCCUGGUGAACAUCCCAAUGACUGCCCCAGAAACGUCAAUAAAGCAGAAGCAAUGAAAAUAGAUUGCAAUAAUGCAGCCAGUCCAGAUCGCUAUGGUCACUACAGAGAAGCAAAAUACUGCCAGACCAAACACCAUUGGUUAUGGAAAUUAUCACAUGUAUUUGAGAAAAUUAAAGUGAUGAAAGGUUAUGAAGGCAUAGUGUUACUGCUGGAAGAAGAUUACUAUGUAUCAGAAGACAUCAUCACUGUUUUACAAAUGCUACAGAAUCUCAGAAAGAAAGACUGCAAAGAUUGCAAAAUACUCACAUUAGGAAAUUAUGAUAAAACACAAAAUUAUGCACUCAAUGCAGGAAAGGUGGAGAUUGCACGAUGGGUCUCCUCCAGGCACAACAUGGGAAUGGCAUUCACCAGACAAAUGUGGGAAGAUAUUAAAAAAUGUGGUGUGGAUUUUUGCCAUUUUGAUGAUUACAACUGGGAUUGGACAUUACAGCAUCUAAGCAUGAAAUGCAUCCCUGGUACUGUGAAGGUUAUGAAAAUGAAGGCUACCCGGGUAUUUCAUAUGGGAGCCUGUGGGGUUCACCACAAGGGAAAGAAUUGCAGUCCAGAAUCCAAGAAAAAAGCAGUUGAAAAACUUUUAUGGGACAAUAAACAAAACUUUUUCCCCAAUGUUCUUAAUUUAGCUGGGUAUUCUGGUUUACGUCUCCACCACUUUUCUUUCUUUCUUCCUCUCACCUUGCAGCCAGCACACAUGAAGUUAAUAUUUCUUUAUCUUCUCAAGGCUUUAUAA